CAGGCAGCUGCGGGCGCACAUUUCAGAUCAGAUGAAGGAAACUUACAGUCAUGAUCAAUUCUCACUGUAUCUGCUGAGGAGCAUCUGCACACCACCGGCUUCUCUCGGGAAUCCUCCUCGGAAAUGAAGGACGUUUUCACCCCGGAUUGAGAAGCCGCCAUAUUCAAGACCUUUAUUUUUUUGUGAUUAUUCUACUUUUUGAACUCGUGGUGACUCUUCGCUGAUUCGCUUCGUGGCGUCUGCAACACGGCGACUUGGACACGAUGGCCGAGAACAAGCACCCGCAAGUCGUUUUCUGCAACGACUCGCCCAAACGAGUGCUGGUGUCUGUCAUCAAGACCACCCCGAUCAAGCCCAGGAAAGCGGAGGCGAUGACGCCCACCAGCCCCGGCUUCAGCGACUUCAUGGUGUACCCGUGGAAGUGGGGGGAGAACGCCCACAAUGUGACUCUGAGCCCGGGGUCGCUGAGCGGGGCUUCGUCCCCGACCGGCACCGGGACAGCCGGAGAGGGGGACACGGCCCCGUCACCGGAGCAGAUCAAGGAUGGUAUCCGCAGAGGUCGUCCACGCGCUGACACCGUCCGCGAGCUGAUCAACGAGGGCGAGACCUCGUCCAGCCGCAUCCGCUGCAACAUCUGCAACCGAGUGUUUCCCAGAGAGAAGUCUCUCCAGGCCCAUAAGAGGACACACACAGGAGAGAGGCCGUAUCUCUGUGACUACCCUAACUGUGGGAAGGCGUUUGUCCAGAGUGGUCAGCUGAAGACUCACCAGCGCCUGCACACCGGGGAGAAGCCCUUUGUCUGCUCAGAGAAAGGAUGUGCCAAUCGGUUCACUCAUGCCAACCGUCACUGCCCCAAGCAUCCGUUCUCCCGUCUGAAGAGGGAGGAGCCAAAGGAGGGUCAGGGGAAGGCCCAGUCUGUGGAUAACAAGGCUGUGGCAGAGUGGCUGGCAAAGUACUGGCGAACCCGCGAGCAGCGUGCCCCCACGACCACCAAGGUGAAGCCGCAGGGCAAGGGGAUGGCGGAGGACCAGGAGCAGCAGGAUCCCAUGGAGUUCCUCCAGUCGGACGAAGAGAACGAGGAAGAGGAAGAGGCCAUGGAGGAGGAGAAAGGGAGCCAGGGUGGAGUCGCCAAGCAACGCCGCCAGGAGCAGCGGGAGCGUCUCCACGGCGCUCUGGCUCUCAUCGAGCUGGCCAACAACGUGUCUCCCUGAACACCCCCGCCCACCUCCUGGUUCUGGACUCCCCUUCCCCCUCCCCUUCCCAACCCGUCUUCCUGCAAAGCGUGCUGUAGCUAAAAAAAAGAAAUCGUUCAUAAACGCAGAUCAAAGACUAGUUUAGUUCUAUCAAGAGGUGAAACCAGACUUGGAGGAAGAGUUAGCCUGAGAUCAGUUUUAUGCACAGCAUCAUGUAAACCCCCUCCCCCCCCCUCACAGCACCAGGAAGGCACAAGCUAAAGCACCUUAUUCAUCUUACAUUUUAUUCCUUUAGGCUGCUAUAAUUGUAGAUUUGACUAUAUGAAGAAUGUCUUUCUUUCUUCUUGUCUUCUACAGGCAAAGAAAGAGAACCUGUUAUCUUUUUAAUUGGUUUUGUUUGCACUUUGAUGGUAACGAGUUUUUUUAAGUAUAUUAUGAGUGUAAGAGAGUGUGUAUGAAUGAUGUGUAUAUGGAGUAAGCUCAGACGGACAGAAGAAUACAGGGUGUGGUCAAACUUAGGAUCGUGUUAAAGUUGCAUUCUGACAACUUCUCGCCGUGCUCCCAGGUUUCAUAAGUAGAACUUCAGAUCGUUUUAGUCUCACUGGUUCAUUGACUCUCUAACAAUGUGGUGAGUAACGGCUGAGAAAAGGAGAUUCAAAAUAAGUCAUAUAUAUAAAUAUACUAUAAGGGCCCGGGCACACAUCAGCGAAUGGUUCAGUGGUGAACCUCUACUUCCACCUGUUCACUUCCAAACUGUCCGAGCAAGGGGUGAAUCAAACGUUAGUUUCCUGCGCUGCGGCACAUCGCAGCGAGGCUCCACAUUUAAACUUUGGUGAAAUAUGACCCGCGAUAUUAUCUCUUAACAUUCUCAUAUGUGUAACCGUGCACGAAAAAGAUGGACGACAGGUCUUCACUUCUUCCCACUCGCGGAAUCUCCCAAAAACACUUGAACAAUCAUCAGUACGAUUAAAAACUACCUAACAUACCAAACAAUCUAUGACAAAACUAUUUUGUCUAGAUUGUUUUUUUAGAUUGGUCCAUGUCCCAUCUGCUAACAUGGAACAGGUUGGCUUUAGGACCUAUAGCGGAGUCAGCCACCAGGGGGCUUUUAGAGAGAUCUGGAUUCACUUUUGGGGAGUGGUCAUGAUGUCCAUCUUUAUAAAGACCAUGUGACGUGGUCAUUUUUUAUAUGUGAAUGAGCAGUGAUCAUUGCAAGCCUAAUCCACAGGUCUGCUCAGGCAACAAUUCAAGCAUUUACGUUUUAUAUCCGACUGCCUACUUAGUACUUUCUGGAUCGAGCUGAUUAUUAUUCUACAAAAAGUGUUAUUUUUACGAACAAGCCUUAUUUCCAUUUUAACAACUGUUUCCUCGCAGAUACAAGGAGUGUGUGUGUAAAACCUGCAGUGGCCAAAACUCGUUCUCCAACCAGACAGCAGAUAUUCAAUAAUGGAUGUCAGUCGCCUUUUAUAUUAAAAGGUGGCAGAUCAAUUAAGAUUCAGAAUCAUUGAAGUGUUUGGUGAACCCAUGUCAUCUCAUUUCAAAGCUUAAAUUAUGAGGUAUUUAUUUGACCGUAUAUAUAUAUAUAUUUUAUUUUUUUGUUCGAAAACGCUCUAUAAUCAUUCGAUGCAUGAAGGGAGAUCCUCCAACUUCACAAAAACAACCCAAUCAAGUACAUUCAGAGAUCACACUGAUUUCUUGUGGAUGAAGCACUUACUUAGUCUUGGAUUAAGCUUGCAAUGCACUGAAGAUUAGAUCUGUUUUACGUGUCCAGGAAAGCGGCGCCCCCCUUUUCAUGAACUGAUUCAUGAAGUGCUGUUUUUUCGUUUUGUCUUCUAAUGCAACACUACAUCCUUCAACACUGUAUGAUGCCUCUCAUUACGGCCCCGCCGCUGGUUGUCGGGAGGAAUCCUGUCACCAGCUGUGAUGUUUGAAUCAGUUUUUUAUUUUAUUUUAUUUCGAUUUUGAAAAAUGACCCUCGUGCAGUUACAGUGAAACUGGAAGGCAAAUUUGUAAAUUGUUGAUAAUCAAAACGCCAAAUGAUUUAUUGUACCCAGUCAUAGUAUAUUUUGAAGCAUUUCUAACCCGUAGUCUAUUUUGUGGUUCGAGAAGAUUAUGGCAUUUUAAUAUAUACACGACGUGUUUGUUAGAAUAUUGAGUGUGCACAAUUUACAGAGAGCUUUGAAGUUGAACUCUUAGUUUCCGCUAACAUCCUCCUGACAAGUUUCCAUGUUUGUGACAUGUAUAGAGUGAUCCUGCUUCGCUUGGUAGAUAUUUUACACAGAUUUCUCUGACUGUCCACAUUGUUCUAUAAAUUGUUGGUUUUCAAUAAACAUUCACCGAAGUUGACCCAGAAA
Pleuronectes platessa (European plaice) is the source of this 3547-nucleotide messenger RNA. It is a transcript of the gene znf367, whose product is annotated as zinc finger protein 367. Gene Ontology annotation, biological process: central nervous system development; regulation of transcription by RNA polymerase II. Gene Ontology annotation, molecular function: RNA polymerase II cis-regulatory region sequence-specific DNA binding; DNA-binding transcription factor activity, RNA polymerase II-specific. Lineage: Eukaryota; Metazoa; Chordata; Actinopteri; Pleuronectiformes; Pleuronectidae. Gene Ontology annotation, cellular component: nucleus. The transcript has 5 exons. The coding region runs from base 264 to 1211 and encodes 315 amino acids. The record is from RefSeq and is a predicted model, not a curated record.